GCGCACCCUUUCCUUGCCGCAGCGCUGCGAGACCCAGGAAGGUCCUUCCGUGCCAUACAAGUUUCUUCAUGUUGAAUAUGUCGCUCCGUUUUGGGCAGCACCUCAUCAAGCCUUCUGUGGUGUUUCUGAAGACGGAGCUAUCUUUUGCUCUGGUGAAUAGGAAGCCGGUUGUCCCGGGACAUGUUCUCAUUUGCCCACUCCGUCCUGUGGAACGAUUCCGAGACCUACGCCCUGAAGAAGUAGCGGAUUUAUUUCGUGCAACGCAACUGGUGGGCAAUGUGGUUGAACAACAUUUUGGUGGCACUUCACUCACCAUUUCAGUUCAGGAUGGUCCCGAAGCUGGACAGACGGUGAAGCAUGUCCAUGUCCAUAUACUUCCCAGGAGAGCUGGUGAUUUCAGCAGAAAUGACAACAUCUAUGAUGAGCUUCAACGUCACGACAAGGAGGCCGAGAAUUCCCCAAGCAAAUGGAGAUCAGAGGAUGAAAUGGCUGCAGAAGCAUCUAUCCUCAAAAAGUAUUUUCAGUGAAAAAGGCAACAACACUGAAGUAUCUUCAAUGAAUUCUGAAAUACAAGAAAAUAAAUACAGAAUUCCUUUCUUGUUUGUGACUGAAAUGUGAUUUAAAGCAAAGAAGAUACCAAUGUACUCCACUGGGACACUAGAUCUUUCCACACUGUGUUUUAUUGGCCUUGCCUAAGCAUUAUUUUAGUUAAGAUGCUUGAUCAUUUCAGUUUCAUAUAGAAUGUCUCAUAAACAGUUGCUUGAAUUUUUGUGAGCAAAUCUGUUACAAUUAUUCCUUUGUCUAACAUGAAAUAAAGCAUUAAAACAACUGCU
Molecule: messenger RNA, 833 nt
Organism: Anolis sagrei ordinatus
Lineage: Eukaryota; Metazoa; Chordata; Lepidosauria; Squamata; Anolidae
Gene: FHIT
Product: fragile histidine triad diadenosine triphosphatase
Biological process (GO): purine nucleotide metabolic process; intrinsic apoptotic signaling pathway by p53 class mediator; negative regulation of proteasomal ubiquitin-dependent protein catabolic process
Cellular component (GO): nucleus; cytoplasm; plasma membrane
Molecular function (GO): ubiquitin protein ligase binding; bis(5'-adenosyl)-triphosphatase activity
Source: RefSeq, a predicted model, not a curated record